UUUAUGUCAGAACGUUCUCAACAGCCUAACACUAACACACAUUCAACUGAUGUUAAGUAGCUAGUUUGCAGAUGGUCGUCCCUCUCCCAGACCCCUGUCUGUCUAGCCCCUGUCAAAACGGAGGCGUAUGUUUCGUCUUGACCCUUGACCCUGCGGGGUUUCACUGUUCCUGCCCCCCCAACACCAAAGGACCAGUUUGUCACAGAGAGCUGAGACAGGUCUCCAGAACUUUUCAAAUGCUUGAGGCAUGUUGGUUACCCAAACCAGAGAACAGCUGUGAAGGGGUGCGGCCAUUUCAACGCCGCUGGGCCUUUAAUCCCACUUCUGGCCUCUGUGAGGACUUCCUCUACUGCACUGGAAACAGCAGCAACAGCUUCCCUUCCUUUAAUGCCUGUAGGGACCAGUGCAUGUUGGGAGCAUGCUGCCUCCGCAAACCAAGUCUUCCCACUGGCCACCAGCAUCACAGUCACCAUGGAUACAACAUCUCCUCUGGGGACAGCACUCUUGGGCAGUACGAUCAUUACAAUUUGGAGGAUGAAACAUUGUAUGGCAAUAUAGACUUUAACCUUACUGAAUUGGAAGAUCUAAAAGAAAACCUAAAGAGAGAUCAAGAAAAAACAAUAGCAGACUGUUAUGAGGAUCCGGAUUUCACUUACACCUGCGAUUACCUCACUCUAAUGCAGUGUCAAGCUCUGGUGAAGGACCAAGCUGGAGAGGCACAGGUAGUGAGCUUUUCCCCUGGAUUAAAGUGCUCUGACGUGAGAUGUGGUGGAGGCUGUGGAUGCUUCUCUCAACGCAAACUCUGGAGAUAUGGAGAAAGGUUCAGGCAAGGCUGUGAGAAGUGCAUAUGCACUCACAGUGGCAGAAUUGACUGCGUGUGCAGGCACCUCACCCAGCGUAAAGAGAUUAGAGACCUCACACUGAGAGAGAGGAGUUUGUACCAAAAGGCUGUCAGGAAACUCUACGCCAGGCCAGCUGUGUGGAAGGGCUUUGCACUCCUGAGAGCUGAGUUUUCUCCUCAAACGGGUGAUCACGCCUUCUUCCUCCCCUGGCACCGCUACUUCCUGCGAUUAGUGGAGCGUGAGCUGCAGUCGUUGUCAUCAUGCAAACUGGGAAUUCCAUAUUUUGAGUGGACAGUGGACUCUGGGUCAAUGCAGUCCUCAGCUGCCUGGGAGGCUGGAUUGUUUGGAGGAGAUGGCAAGGCCGGCUCUGGCUGUGUCCAAUAUCACCCUUUCCAGGGCAGGACAUCUCGUUUCCACUGGUCCCCUUGUCUCAGACGGAGUUUCAACUCCUCGGUUUGGCUGCCAGAUGCAGUGACCCUACAGAGGACUUUGAACCAGGCAGACUUCCAAUUGUUCUCCCAGUCUCUGCAAACCUUCUCUGGGCUCUUUAGACUGUGGGUGGGUGGCCUCAUGGCUUCACCUUUGGCUGCUUAUGACCCUCUAUAUUUGUCACACAUGGCAUUCAUGGACAAGCUGUGGGCACAGUGGCAAGAGAAACAUCAGUAUGGAUCAGACAGACAAACUUCUAAAGAAGACCCUGCUAGACAGAGGCAUAUGAAGAUGAAGCCUUUUGAUGUUACCCCUGAUGAUGUGAUUUCCUCCGACAAGCAGAUGUGUGUUAUAUAUGUGCCCAUAACCAUCGGUGCACCUUGUAAUAUGACAUCAUUACAAACACACCUAAAAGGAAGUCUGAAAUAUCAGAAGCAUAGCUUUACCAAGACCAAUUCACAUCACUGUGGUUUUGUCAGCAGAGGCUUUGACAGCAAUGGUUUUGACCAGGAUGGGUAUGACCGUGAGGGCUACGAUCAGAGCGGUUGGGACAGGUUGGGCUUCGGCAAAGAUGGCUUUAAUCGUGACUUCAUAGAUAGGGAUGGAUAUGAUGUAUCUGGUUUCAAUCGCUAUGGGUUCAACCGUUCUAAUGUCACAUGGUUUGGCAUGCGUUGGGAUGGGAUGUUUAAGAAAGACAAGAAAGAGCAUGAAGAGACAGGUGGAGAGGAUAAGAGUGAUCAAAAGGCACUCAGAGACAAGAUCAUGUCUGAGCUCUUCAGUGACAAAGGCUACAGCAUCUAUGGGUUUGAUCCAUUUAGCUUGGAUCGGGGCGGGUUUGAUGCAUUUGGCUUUCGAACAGAUGGUUAUGACAAGGACGGUUGCAACUGGUUCUUCAAUGGACCACACUACCUGCGGUUUUACUUCCACACCCAGCAACAAUUGAUGUCAUCCAGUGACCAAGCUCUUGACCGCAUCACCCGUAUCUGCCCUCCAAUCACCUCGCUUCCCCAGCACUGGGCCAUACAGGACUGGAUGAUUUAUAAUCCGGAUGAAAGCAGUGCUUCGAAUGGUCAACCAGAGCAGGAUUGGGUGGAACAAAAUAAGCAAGAAAGUGAUGAUACUAUUAUGGCAGCCACUCAAAAUAGGAGCACCACAUGGCUUCCAAUCACACCAGAUCACAGGUUUUGUUUCAAGCUCCACUGGUUCAGCGGCUGUCCCCUUGGCUCUGCGCCUAUCACCUGCCCUGAACUCUGCCAUCAGGCUCGUUGCCAUGGUUACCCUGAGGCUGUCUGCCAUAUGCACAAUUGCGGUUCAUGUUUCACAGAGUGGCGGGAUCCAGCUACUGGAAACCAUGUAAUAUGUCAUGGCUGGUAAACCCUGGACUGUCUCCCAGGAAAAUGGAAGAAUAAAGUACUUUUCACAGCUUUGAGAGAAGGACAUUGUACUGCUUGACCCACUAGUACCUGAUGACAGGGAUGAUUGUUGAAAGGACUAAGAAAAUAAAAGGAGACAAAGACACCAUUCAUAAAUACCAAUGUGAUAAUAGCAUAACAUUCUUCUGAAAAAAAUGUUACCUCAUUGCCCAUAUUUGGGGAUAAUCCAUAAGAUGUAUGAAAUAUAUAAAAUAACUUUUAAGUUAUCAUUAAGUUUUCAUAAUUUGUUUGAAAGAAGUUCCACUGAAAACUGUUGACAGUGAGGUCUGCAGAUUUAUGUGGAGUAACAAGGUCUGAGAUAAUGUUAAUGGAAAAAUAUCUUGAUUUUGAAUCAAAUGAGUAAUGUGAAGGGUGCUGCUUGUAGUGAUGAACCCAUAGCACAACUCUAAAUUAAUGCUAAUGUUGCUCCGUAUAAACUGUCUAAAUUAGCAACUGUUUGCUAAUGUGUUCUCAUUAUCAAGCUUUUGUGGUUUUGAUUUGUCAAUGUUAUAUUUGCAUCUUGUUAUGCUGGGGGCACAAUUAAUUAAUGCAGAUUUAAUGAAUGGUUUUACAUGUUUUUGCCUAACUACAAUUAAAACUGUGUUACUUCAA
Messenger RNA from Thunnus maccoyii (southern bluefin tuna), 3295 nucleotides. RefSeq lists its product as uncharacterized. Gene Ontology annotation, molecular function: oxidoreductase activity; serine-type endopeptidase inhibitor activity. The record is from RefSeq and is a predicted model, not a curated record. Lineage: Eukaryota; Metazoa; Chordata; Actinopteri; Scombriformes; Scombridae. The coding region runs from base 72 to 2645 and encodes 857 amino acids. The transcript is spliced from 6 exons.